GCGGAGCCACGUCGGCGCCGCUGGGUGAGGCCUGGCUCCGACGGGGCCCGUGGGGUCUGCAGGGCCCGGGGCCGGUUACAGCGGUUCUGCCCUUCACAACGCAGACAUGGCGGCCCCGAAGGACCAGCAGAAGGAGGCCGAGGCCGAAGGGCUGAGCGCCACGACCCUGCUGCCGAAGCUGAUUCCGUCCGGCGCCGGCCGCGAGUGGCUGGAGCGGCGCCGGGCGACCAUCCGGCCGUGGGGCGCCUUCGUGGACCAGCGGCGUUUCUCGCGGCCCCGCAACCUGGGCGAGCUGUGCCAGCGCCUGGUCCGCAACGUGGAGUACUACCAGAGCAACUACGUGUUCGUGUUCCUCGGCCUCAUCCUGUACUGCGUGGUGACGUCGCCCAUGCUGCUGGUGGCCCUGGCCGUCUUCUUCGGCGCCUGCUACAUUCUGUACCUGCGCACCUUGCAGUCCAAGCUCGUGCUCUUCGGCCGUGAGGUGAGCCCAGCCCAUCAGUACGCUCUGGCCGGAGGCGUCUCCUUCCCCUUCUUCUGGCUGGCUGGGGCCGGCUCCGCUGUCUUCUGGGUGCUGGGGGCCACCCUGGUGGUCAUCGGCUCCCACGCCGCCUUCCACAAGGUGGAGGCCGUGGACGCGGAGGAGCUGCACAUGGAGCCCCUGGAGCCCGUGUGAGGCGUCAGCGAGGCCCCGGCCGGCGCCCGCCCUUGCCCACCGCCCGCCCUUGCCCACCGCCCACCGCCAGCACGUGCCCCAUGUCAGGGGGUGGCUUCCCGAAAUAAAGCUGUGACGCUGUUACACGGCACGUGGCC
Messenger RNA from Lepus europaeus (European hare), 810 nucleotides. It is a transcript of the gene RABAC1, whose product is annotated as Rab acceptor 1. The coding region runs from base 107 to 673 and encodes 188 amino acids. NCBI's taxonomy places the organism in Eukaryota, Metazoa, Chordata, Mammalia, Lagomorpha, Leporidae. The transcript is spliced from 5 exons. Gene Ontology annotation, cellular component: Golgi apparatus. The record is from RefSeq and is a predicted model, not a curated record.